Molecule: messenger RNA, 585 nt
Organism: Amoebophrya sp. A120
Lineage: Eukaryota; Dinophyceae; Syndiniales; Amoebophryaceae
Source: the annotation of a GenBank genome assembly
CACGGGGAGCUCUGUUCUUGCGGCGACCUCCGAUGUUAACAGCUUUGCCCCUGGUGGAAGUAGUGCAGACAAAGAUUCGGGCUCUACUACAUCUUCCGCAAAGAAGACUCCGAAGAACAAGUCAGCUGUUCCUCCUUCCUUCCACUCUCGCACUUUCUCCGAUGCGUUUGUUUUUCAGGUGGUCUUCCCGAAACUGGCGCAGCACAACUGGUACCUGAAUAACACGACUGAGCAAAAUGAAAAAGCCGUGAAGGAAUAUUUCAAAUCCAAGGACCCCCGGAAGCUGUUCCAGGCACUGGUGAGAAACGACGUGCAGUACUUCGUUCCCUUGCGGGUCAUGCUGGAAAGCUUGGAUUCGGCUCUGGCAGCGACGAUGAGCGGAGGAGAUGUUGCGGGUGAGCCACGACGUCGGCAAGACACAAACUCGUCUUCAUCAGGAGUGAGGCGGAGGAGCAGUGUGAGCCCGGGAGGUGGGAGGAGAUCGGGAUUUUCAUCCCGAGGUCUUGCAAAUUCCAGUAGGAAAGAACAAAACCAAAAACCGCCCUCCCAGCGGAAGCUCCUCGAACAGGAGAUGGAGCUGAUCUC